CCUCCUCGGUGAGGAUGGCAGUCUGGCCCCCGGGCUUCAUUACCGAGGACCCACCGCAGCCCGAACCGAACCAGGCAGAACAGGCUGGGAUCCAAAGCAGAUUUUUCCUGCAGCGGUUUGGACUCCUGCUGUGAGAAUAACUCAUGAGACGGGGAGACCCCGACGUGGUGAAGACGACGAGCCGUCUGUAGUUGGCGACGCAGAGCGGCCGCAUCCGGAUCCUUGCCAUGCCAGAAGAACUUAAUAAGGACGCGAUGAAAACGCCGGCGAGCGCAGAGAAGCCCAAAGCCGCAGAGCGACCAGCGGCGGCCACGGCCGCGGUGAACAUCCCCCUGGUCAACGAGGUCCAGCUGGCCGCAGCCACCGGCGGCACGGAGCUCUCCUGCUACCGCUGCACCGUGCCGUUCGGCGUGGUGGUCCUCAUCGCCGGCAUCGUGGUCACGGCGGUGGCGUACAGCUUCAACUCGCACGGCUCCACCAUCUCCUACUUCGGGCUGGUGCUGCUAUCGGCCGGACUGGUGCUGCUGGCGUCCAGCGCCGUCUGCUGGAAGGUGAGGCUGGAGCGGAAGAAGGAGAGGCGACGCGAGAGUCAGACUGCCCUGGUCACCAACCGGAGGGGCAUUUUCACCUGAACACAAACCACCCCAGUGUCUCUGGGACGUAACCAGACAUGGCUGCAUUUCUGACCCGUAAAAAGCUCCGACAGCAGGCCUGGGACUGAAGGCUUUGAAGACGUGGUCACGGGGUUCAUUUGUCAAGCUGACGACGAGCAUCUGGAGUGCCGGGAACGCAGCCAGGAGGCAUGCAUCACAAUUAAAAUGAGUUAGCAGCGCGCACAGCGGUGGAGAGGAAGUCUCCCAUUAAAGGCGCUGCCGCAUGUGGCAGCUUUGAUUGCGACAGGAAGGAUUGCGGGGAAGAAAAACACCCAGGAUGGAGGUCGGAAACGGGGAAAUCCAGAAUCAUAUCCAAUCUUACAGGCCUGCUGUGGGAACAAGGCACACGACGCGGCGGAGCGGAGCGGAGGCCAGAUCGGGACUAUUUAACCUCUCAUCUAUGUUCUCCUCAAGCACUUUCAUCCUCCACUUCCUGUUUCAUGAUAAACUUUAUCUGCUAUCAAAUGUAAUACCAUAUAAAGUUUGAACUUGCUUACUUUUGAAACAUUUAAAUGUAAAAUGUUCGUGGUUCGUGUAAGCGAUAUAAAUCUCACAGUUAUUGCAUGUAUAACAAGACGAGUUUGAAUAAAGUCACCGAUACUCCACCAUGGUGCAGGUUCCAGAGCAGACGGCUGGUUGGAUGAAGGCUGAAGGGAAACACUAAA
Molecule: messenger RNA, 1318 nt
Organism: Fundulus heteroclitus (mummichog)
Lineage: Eukaryota; Metazoa; Chordata; Actinopteri; Cyprinodontiformes; Fundulidae
Gene: tmem100a
Product: transmembrane protein 100a
Exons: 2
Coding region: 228-632 (134 amino acids)
Biological process (GO): cellular response to BMP stimulus
Source: RefSeq, a predicted model, not a curated record